Pistacia vera is the source of this 2877-nucleotide messenger RNA. Its product is annotated as topless-related protein 4. Bases 267 to 2642 code for a protein of 791 amino acids. Lineage: Eukaryota; Viridiplantae; Streptophyta; Magnoliopsida; Sapindales; Anacardiaceae. Gene Ontology annotation, biological process: regulation of DNA-templated transcription. The record is from RefSeq and is a predicted model, not a curated record. Gene Ontology annotation, molecular function: protein binding. The transcript has 17 exons.
UACUAUCGUAGCCAUUGGUCGGUUACAAUUCAUCGACCGUAGAAAGCGCGAAGACUCAAUUGACAAUUGUCACUGCUUAUCUUCUCUUACUUCAGUCUGUUUUCAUUGAUUUCUGAAACAAAAUAUAAACACAACUCGCUACCAUUUUCUUCCUCUUUGUUUCUCUGACUUCUGUAUUUAUACACUUCUUACAACCAUAAUUUCUGAACUUAAAUUAACCUCAAAAACCCUAGAAAUUGACUUGUCAUCUGCUUUAUGCUUCGAGAAUGUGCGUUGACGAGAAAACUUACAAAAAUCUCAUAAUCUUGAUAAUGAAGUUUCUGGAGGAAGAGAAUUGCAAAGCAAGUCUUCAAGCAUUGGAGCGAGAGUCAAAGAUUUUCUUCAACAUGAAUUAUUUUGGGGAAACAAUUAUCAAUGGUGACUGGGAGAAGGCAGAGAAGUAUCUUUCAGCAUUCACAAAGCCGGAUGAUAAUUCGUUCUCAAGGAGGUUGUUCUUUGAGUUGCAAAAGCAGAAAUAUUGCGAAGCCUUGCUCAGAAAUGAUUGUACUGAGGCUGUUAACAUUUUUCAGAAGGAUUUGGAAGAGCUUUCUGCUUAUGAAAAUGCAAUCUCUGGUGAAUUAGCUGAGCUUUUUGCUUUGAAGGAUUUAAGGGAAAAUAAACAGUUAUCCCAGUAUACUAAUACCACAACUUCAAGAGCCAAAUUGCAUGAUGAUCUCACAGUAUUGGUCAAGAGAAAUCCCAUUUUGCUAAAUAAACUUAUGUUUCCUAGGCUUAACAAAUCAGCAUUCUUGUCACUUCUCAAUAUCGUUUGUAGCAGUUUUGAAAGGAAAACAAGAAGUGUAAAGGAAGAACUUGUUUACUUGAUACUUCAGUUUCUUGAUGAAGAAGGAUUCGAGGAGACACUUCAUAAAUUGGAGCAAGAAACAAAGAUCUUCUUCAAUAUGAAUUAUUUUAGGGAGUAUAUGAUAAGUGCUGAGUGGGAUAAGGCAGAGGAAUACCUCUCAGCAUUCACCAAGAUGGAUGAUAAUAAAUAUUCAAUGAAAAUGUUCUCUGAGAUGCGAAAGCAGAAUCACCUUGAAGUUGUAGGCAGGAAGAAUAAGCUUAUGUCUGAGUAUGCUGUAAGGACUUGUAUAUUUGACGCUCUCGAAGUGCUAAUCAAGGAAAACCCAAUUUUGCAAGACAAAUUGAAGUUUCCCAGCAUGGAUAAAUCACGACUCUUAAAAUUAGUUAGGCAGCUUAUGGACUGGUGGGUUCCUUAUUGUGUCAAUUCAAAGCCUAAUGCUAAUAAUGACAUCAUCCCUCUUGAAGAUUUUCCCACUGUACCAUACCUUUUACAUGCUCCAUCCUUUGUUACUAAUGAUUCAAGUCCAGAAGGGAUAUCAGGACCAAGUAGUGAUGGAUCUAAUGAUAGCAGCUGCUGCACUGAUGUAAACCAGUCUAGAGAGAGCUCCCGUUUAGCUGAUGCAAAUUCUCUAGUUGGCUUGAAACCAAUAGAAAAAUCUGUUAUUUGGAAGCUGCAACAGAUCAAUGAACCGUCUGAAUGCCGCACAUUCAUGCUCCCUGAUAAUUCUGUGGAAGGAAAGGUGGUCCAGUUGAUCUAUUCAUAUACUGGGGAUUUCGUGUUGGCAUUAGCGCAGAAUGCUACACACAAACUCUGGACAUGGCGGAGUGAUAAAUGCUUCUCGGGGAAGGCGAUUGCUAAUGUGGAACCACAUUUAUAUCAACCUCCAAGUGAAUUAAUAAUGAUCAAUGAGAUAGGUGCACACUCCAAAAAUGCUGUUUCAUGCUUUGCGCUGAAAGGGUCUUAUCUUUUCUCUGCAUCAGGCGGGAAAAUUUCCAUAUUCAGUUUGGAGACAUUUGAGACUUUGACAACAUUUGCAAACCCACCACCCACAGCCACAUAUUUUAUCUUCCUUCCUCAAGAUCUCUUUGCUAUUGGCUUAGAUGACUCUUCAAUCCUAAUUCACUGUCCCUACACCAAAAUGACAAAAGCCAAGCUCGAAGGCCAUCAAAAUCGAAUAACGUGCCUUGAAUUUUCCUACAAAUUGAAUGUGCUUGUUUCCUCAGGAGCUGAUGCCCAGGUAACUUAUACAAGUUUGUUUGCACAUGUCAACCGAAGUCGUUCCCUACUGUUUGGGUUAUGUGUAUGGGAUGUAAAUGGAUGGAAGAAGCUAUGCAGUAAGCUUUUGCAGAACCUUCAUGUUGGACUAGUGCCAGAAACCCCUGUUGUGAAUCACAUUCAGUUUCAUCCAGAUCAGGUUCAUCUACUUGCUGUUCACGAAAGGCAGAUAGAUGUGUACAAAGCACCCACAUUGGAUCACAUGGUGCAGUUGGUGCCUAAAGAAGUUGAUCUUCCAAUCACAUUUGCUACAUAUUCUAGCGAUGGAAAGGCAAUAUAUGUUAGCUGCAAAAGCGGAUGCGUAAAAGUUUUUGCUACUAAAACACUUGAGCUAAGGUGUCAGAUUAAUCUCACUGCUUAUGCACAACUUAGUUCAACCAGUUUGGAGCUCUAUCCUCUUGUUGUUGCAGCUCAUCCAUCUGAACCCAAUCAAAUUGCAGUGGGGCUUACAAAUGGUAGAGUGCAUAUUCUUGAGCCUCUACAAUCAGAAGUAGAAUGGGGAAUGCUGCCUCCUGACAGGUAGCUAGGUGUUUAGCUCUAUAUUUGGUUCAGAUACCACGACUAACUGUCAAUAGCAGGUUUUUUAUGCUUUUGACUACUUGCAUAGCCUUAUGAAAGUGAAGUAUUGUUUUAGCAGAAAACUAUACCUUGUUAUAGCAAGUGUACUCAGCAAACGUCUUUUGCUCUUCAGUUGUAAUUUUAAAUGCUCCAUAUGGAAAAAUAUACAUUAUUUGUCCAGAGUUCAGUUUUUCCUCUAA